UGUUUAUCCAUAAAAGUGAAUUUUUCAUUCAUCAGAUCCGAUAAUUACACCCAAGAUCCAAUCACCCAACAAAAGAUUUGCAAUUGCAAGCAUGGGAAUGGGUAAUUUUCAAAGGGAUCAUUCACAUCCACCUUGCAUCAGUGAAUGCAAACAGUUUCCCGCUGCAAUUAUUAUAUUGCCACUUCUGCAACCCAUUAGCAAUCACGAUAAAUUUCUAAAUUCCAGCAGAUACCCUUUUUAUAGGGCAUCCCUCUUUGAUUCUUGAGUCCCUUUUUAAGCAGAAAAGCAAUGGCUUUUUCAGAUCAGAGCCUCUUUCAUUACACCCUCCUUACUUUCUACCUCAUAGGACCCCCUACCUUCAUCUCCUUGAGGUUCCUCCAAGCCCCAUAUGGCAAGCAUAACCGCCCUGGCUGGGGUCCCACUCUCUCCCCUCCCUUUGCUUGGUUCCUCAUGGAGAGCCCCACUCUCUGGCUCACCCUUCUACUCUUUCCCUUUGGUCAGCAUGCCACCAAUUCCAAAGCACUGAUUCUUAUGUCUCCUUUUCUCAUCCACUAUUUCCACCGUACCUGUAUCUACCCUCUUCGCCUGAGUAAUACUCAGCGGAACACCAAAACAGCUAGUGGUUUUCCGGUGACUGUGGCCCUGAUGGGUUUUGGGUUUAACUUAUUGAAUGCUUACUUGCAAGCCAGGUGGGUGUCUCACUACAAGGAGAGUUAUCACAACGAUGGGUGGUUCUGGUGGAAGCUUUUGGGUGGGCUAUUGGUAUUUUUGUGGGGUAUGUGGAUUAAUAUAUGGUCUGAUAGGGUUUUGGUAGGCUUAAGGAGAGAGGGUGGCGGGUACAAGGUGCCAAGAGGAGGAUGUUUUGAGCUGGUGAGCUGUGCCAACUACUUUGGGGAGAUUGUGGAGUGGCUUGGGUGGAGUGUGAUGACAUGGUCCUGGGUUGGGUUUGGUUUUUUUCUCUACACGUGUGCCAACCUGAUGCCUAGGGCUCUUGCUAACCAUAACUGGUAUCUGGACAAGUUUGGAGAAGAUUAUCCCAAGGGUAGAAAAGCUGUUAUCCCUUUCUUGUAUUGAAUCCAAUUUCUUUAUCAUGUUUGAUGCACCAAAGAUAUGGAAUUGAAUUUUAAUUGUUGGUAUCUGUAGUUAUUAUUCCCGAGUAAAGGAAAUUGUUGAUUAUGAA
Messenger RNA from Hevea brasiliensis (rubber tree), 1180 nucleotides. Its product is annotated as steroid 5-alpha-reductase DET2. Lineage: Eukaryota; Viridiplantae; Streptophyta; Magnoliopsida; Malpighiales; Euphorbiaceae. The transcript has a single exon. Gene Ontology annotation, biological process: brassinosteroid biosynthetic process. Bases 289 to 1074 code for a protein of 261 amino acids. The record is from RefSeq and is a predicted model, not a curated record. Gene Ontology annotation, cellular component: membrane. Gene Ontology annotation, molecular function: 3-oxo-5-alpha-steroid 4-dehydrogenase activity.